Molecule: messenger RNA, 1350 nt
Organism: Cololabis saira (Pacific saury)
Lineage: Eukaryota; Metazoa; Chordata; Actinopteri; Beloniformes; Belonidae
Exons: 8
Coding region: 1-1350 (449 amino acids)
Source: RefSeq, a predicted model, not a curated record
AUGAGGUGUUUCCUUCUACUGGCGAUGUUGGUGGUGUGUGCUUCAGCUCUUGAAGAUCUGUCAGGAAAGAUGCUCACCUUCCCAGCGGAAACAAACUCUGAUCAUGUGAAGUUGAUCACCACGAAACAGAAUUUCGGUGCUGUAACCCUCUGUCACAGAUCCAUUACAGACCUCAAAAGAGACCACUCCCUGUUCUCUUUGGCCACGCCCUCUAGUGCUAACAACUUCCUGAUUUUCUGGGAUGAAGGCAAACAGGAGGUUGCGCCCCAUAUUAGGGAUAAAAGGGUAGGGUUUGGAGGUUUCGACUACAAACCAAACACCUGGCACUCCAUCUGCAGCACAUGGGACUCUAAGUCUGGGGUGGUGCAGGUGUGGGUCGAUGGACAACCUUCCAUUCGGAGAUUUAUCAGCUCUGGAUCAAACAUCGGUGGACAACCUUCGAUUAUUUUAGGACAGGAACAAGAUUCUCACGGCAAUGAGUUUGACACUAAACAGUCUUUUGUUGGCAUGAUGUCUGAUGUCCACAUGUGGGACUACACCCUGUCCUCCUGCGAAAUCCAGAAAUACAUGAACAGCCAGAGCUUCACUCCAGGGAAUGUGCUGAACUGGAGGGCGCUGGACUACAAAAUCGUUGGCAACGUGCUCACAGAAAACAAAGACAUAAUUUGUUUUCAGAUGAGGUGUUUCCUUCUACUGGCGAUGUUGGUGGUGUGUGCUUCAGCUCUUGAAGAUCUGUCAGGAAAGAUGUUCACCUUCCCAGCGGAAACAAACUCCGAUCAUGUGAAGUUGAUCACCACGAAACAGAAUUUCGGUGCUGUAACCCUCUGUCACAGAUCCAUUACAGACCUCAAAAGAGGCCACUCCCUGUUCUCUUUGGCCACGCCCUCUAGUGCUAACAACUUCCUGAUUUUCUGGGAUGAAAGCAAACAGGAGGUUGCGCCCCAUAUUAGGAAUAAAAGGGUAGGGUUUGGAGGUUUCGACUACAAACCAAACACCUGGCACUCCAUCUGCAGCACAUGGGACUCUAAGUCUGGGGUGAUGCAGGUGUGGGUCGAUGGACAACCUUCCAUUCGGAGAUUUAUCAGCUCUGGAUCAAACAUCAGUGGAGAACCUUCGAUUAUUUUAGGACAGGAACAAGAUUCUCACGGCAAUGAGUUUGACACUAAACAGUCUUUUGUUGGCAUGAUGUCUGACGUCCACAUGUGGGACUACACCCUGUCCUCCUGCGAAAUCCAGAAAUACAUGAACAGCCAGAGCUUCACUCCAGGGAAUGUGCUGAACUGGAGGGCGUUGGACUACAAAAUCGUUGGCAACGUGCUCACAGAAAACAAAGACAUAAUUUGUGUCUAA